Alternaria novae-zelandiae is the source of this 552-nucleotide messenger RNA. RefSeq lists its product as uncharacterized. The coding region runs from base 1 to 552 and encodes 183 amino acids. The transcript has 2 exons. The record is from RefSeq and is a predicted model, not a curated record. NCBI's taxonomy places the organism in Eukaryota, Fungi, Ascomycota, Dothideomycetes, Pleosporales, Pleosporaceae.
AUGGGCACGAAGCCUGCGCCGAGGGUCGUCUUUGAGUCGAGUGAGAUGCAUCGUACUGCGCCGUCGGACGUGCACUUUGCGAGCAUGGACGAGAUCAACGAUAGCUCGAUGGACCCCACACGACUGUAUGGACGCACAAAGUUGGCCAUGAUCCUGUUCGCGAAGUACGGCCUGCGGGACCGCGUCAUCAAGCCCAAUGGUGACAAUGUCUACGCUCUCUCCGUACAUCCUGGUGCAGUUAAUACGGCUAUGCAGCAGCAGUGGAAGGACGCGUAUCCUGGUAUUACCGGCAAGCUGUUGUCAAAUGCCAUGCUCUUCGCUGGACGAGACGUGGAGCAGGGGUCGUACAGUGCGCUGUGGUGCUGCACGGCAGAUGAGAUCGAAGAGAAGAACAUGAAUGGGUACUACUUCAACGACCCCGGCCAACCAGGCAAAGAGACAUCUCAAGCCAGCGAUGAGAACCUUGGUGCUGCGCUCUGGGAUCUGAGCGAGCGGAUCAUCAAAGACAAAUUGGGUGCAGAUGCGCUGGUCGACUGGAGUGCGAAGGAAUAA